GUCCCAUCGAUUCCGCCUUAACUGUAUGAUUCGUUACGACUACAUCGCACUCAUCGAGCGUUUAAACAGAAUUAUGUAAAAUUUUAACAAGUGUGUUCUUCAACUGUUCGCCUCGAACAUACGGUGCGUCUGACAGUUUUCAUAGUUGUUCCAACACGUCGUGUCCGUGGAACUUUCUGAAUUAAUCGUAAAGACUCGCCGCUAUCACUGAGGAGCGUGUUCAGGAAUCCGCGUGCAGGCGAGCAGGUAAGAGGCGCUCCGGCUCGGGGCUGCGGACCCGAGCCGCGGGGCCGGGGGCGGCGGCGGGGGCGGACAGCAGUACGCGGGGAGACGCGCACGAGAGUGGUCGCCGCUGUCGGCAGAGUGCGGCGCGGCCGCGAAGUGUGAUGCGAGCGCGCCGCCCGCCAUGGCCACGCUCGGCCUGUCCAAGGUGUUCAUCCUCGACAAGUACUUCACCGAGCUGCAAAAGUUCUGGGAGACCGAGAAGAAACUGCAAGACGCAUCAUCCUCCAACGAGGCGGUGCACCUUCAGAGACGACUGCUGAGUCUCAGCUCUGAGCUCGUCACUCUCCGGAACCACCUUCACGUGGGCGGCGCGGCGGCGGGUCCGGGAACCGCGUCGGCUGCUUGCGGGACCGGAGCCCCGGGGGCACAGAGCGGCUCGGGGGCCGCCGGAAGCCCCCCUGGCGCUCAGCCCGCCGUGCCACCGCGGGCGCCUCUGCUGCCACCGCCAGCACCGGCGCCGCCGCUCCUGCCGCAUCAUGCGCCGCCGCUGCCACCAGAUUCUCGAUGGAGAGGCGUCGCAGGUGCCUCGUGCCCGGCGAGCGGCGGUAGCGCCUCGGUCCCGGGGAGUGUGGCGGGUCCGGGAUCCGACGUAGACGAUCUGAUCCACCUGCGCGGUCCGCUCACCGAGGACGCCGUGGUACGGGCGUUGCAAGCCCGCUUUUAUCAAAACAAAUUCUAUACGUCGGUGGGUCCCAUCCUGGUAGCUAUGAACUCGUACACUGACGUGAGUAACGCACUGACUCCGAGCGCCGCGCGCGCUCACCGGCCAGAACUGGCGAGACUGGUCCACGAUGCCGUCCGUCACCAAGCAGACACCGGCUGCCCCCAGGCCAUCAUACUCUCCGGCGUCUCUGGAUCGGGGAAGACAUACGCGUCGAUGGUGUUGUUGCGCCGUCUGUUCGACGUAGCGGGAGGCGGACCCGAGACGGACGCCUUCAAACAUCUCGCGGCCGCCUUCACCGUCCUUCGCUCUCUCGGCACGGCCGCAACGCAUGCCAACUCACACUCCAGCCGCAUUGGUCACUUUAUCGAAGUGCAAGUGACGGACGGCGCUUUGUACCGUACCAAGAUUCACUGCUAUUUCCUGGACCAGACGCGCGUGGUCCGUCCGCCGGCCGGGGAGCGGAAUUAUCACAUCUUCUACCAGAUGUUAGCCGGCCUGUCCGCCGACGAGCGCUCCCAGCUUCACCUCGAUGGAUAUUCCGCUCACGACUUAAGAUACCUAUCAUCUUCUCAUCCUCGUCGUCCAGAACCCGAGGACGGAGCCAGGUUCCACGCAUGGAAGAGCUGCCUCGGCGUGUUAGGUAUUCCAUUUUUGGACGUGCUGCGCGUCUUAGCCGCUGUGCUUCUGCUGGGUAACGUCCACUUCGCAGAUAACGCAGAAGGAAGCGCAGAGCCAAAUGGGGAGGCCGAGUUAGUAGCGGCAGGCUCUCUCCUGGGCGUGGGAGCUGCCGCUCUUAUGCGCGGCCUCGGCACGCGCUGCGCCCGCGCCGGUCGUGUGCCCGCCCGCGCACCAGCCACCGCCGCCGCCGCUGCCGCCGCCCGCGACUCCCUCGCUAAAGCGCUGUACUGCCGCACCGUCGCCACCAUCGUUCGUCGCGCCAACUCUCUCAAACGUCUCGGUUCCACUCUGGGCACCCUAUCCUCGGACUCCAACGAAUCUGUGAUACAGGACGCGGCGUCGCGACGCGCGUCUACGGCGGGAGGCGGGGCGCGAGGCCGGGCGGGUGCUCGCUCCAUGGCCGUCCUCAACGACGCCGUGCGCCACGCGAACGACGGCUUCGUCGGCAUACUAGACAUGUUCGGCUUCGAAGACUCCGCGCCCAGUCGUCUCGAACACCUUUGCGCCAACCUAUGUGCCGAGACGAUGCAGCACUUCUAUAACACUCACGUGUUUAAGUCAUCGGCGGAGUCUUGUCGCGAUGAGGGCGUGUCUGGUGCGCUAGAGGUAGAAUAUGUGGACAACGUGCCGUGCAUCGACCUGGUGUCAUCAUUAAGAACGGGACUGCUGGCGGCGCUGGACGCGGAGUGUGCCGCUCGAAGCGAGCCCGAACAUUACGUGGCCAGGAUUAAGAACGCGCACAGAGGCCACCUCAGACUGGCGGAGGCGCGACCACCGCACGCGCGUCGUUUCGCAGUGCGACACUAUGCAGGCGAAGUCACUUACGACGCGAGUGACUUCCUGGAAGCCAACCGGGACGCGGUACCGGACGAAUUGCUCGCCGCCUUCGAUACACGAACCUGCGAAUUCGGAUUCGCAACGCAUUUAUUCGGCGCCGAGCUCAAGGCGUUGGCCGCGGCGGGUGGUCCGGCUGGCGCUCAGUUCCGAGCGUCGCCGACUGCGGGCGGUGCGGCCGCCGCCGUGGUCGCCGCGUCCACACUCACACAAGACUUCCACACUCGUCUCGACAACCUGCUGCGGACGCUAGUACACGCUCGCCCUCACUUUGUGCGGUGUCUCCGCGCCAACGCCACCGAGACUCCGAUGCAUUUCGAACGUGCAACGGUCGCCCGACAGGUGCGGGCGCUGCAGAUCCUGGAGACGGUACAGCUGAUGGCGAGCGGGUAUCCGCAUCGGAUGAGGUUCCGAGCGUUCAGCUGUCGGUACCGCGCGCUGUGGGGCCGAGGACAUGCCGGCGUCGAGCGUGAGUCGGGCGCGUCCUGUGCUCGCGUUCUGGCCGCCGUGGCCGCAGCCGCCGCCCCGCCGGCGCCCGCCUCGCCCGCCGCUGUGCGAUGGGCGCUCGGUAAACGACACGUUUUCUUGAGCGAGGCCAUGCGUCAGGUCCUCGAACGCAUGCGAAGAGCGCGCCGUCAGGCCGCCGCCGAGUCCAUCCAGGCGGCGUGGCGGGCGUACAAGAGUCGCGGCUCCUACGGGACCGGCACGGCGAGCAGGACGCGCCCCGCACCGCCAGCCCGUCGCCGACCCGCUCCCAUUGCCGGCACGCCGCCCCCCGAACUUCCUGACAAGUGCGAUCCUCAGGUGGUCAAAAGCACCUGCUCUCUCUUCGGACUGGACCUGGAGAGGCCGCCGCCACUGCCGCCGUCGCGAGCCUACACGGUAUCAAACGGAGUGAAGCUGGGGUAUCCUCAGCAGCGCGUGGUGCGCGCGGACUGGGCCGAGGGCGGCGUGCGGCUCCGUGCCGGGGACUGUGUGUUAGCGCUGGGCGCGGCUCCCCGCGGGCUGGUGUCGGUGCAGACGGGCGGACGCACGCUGCCCGUACCUCACUCCGUGCUGGGUCCGCCGCGGGCCGCCCGCUCCGCGCCGCCCCCCCCUCCACCACAUUAGCCGGGAGACCCAUCCUCACACCCCAUUGUAUAUAUAUGAGGUCCAACCCGACCGCGACGUCUCCUCCGAUAUCUCGCUCCGGGCGUCGGCGUCGCCUCGGAGCUCGUCCACGCGUGUUUAAUAUUGAUACGAUAUAUAGUUAUGAACAGCGAAGGGUGGAGAGUUCAACGUCCAUGGAAAGACAAAAUUGUGGCACUUUACGAAUAAAGAGGAGGAGAAGAGUUAUUAAGGGAUUUAUGGAUCGGUGGAGACAAGGAGAGGGUGCUCGGGGUCGAGGGUCAGGGGAGGAGCGGCCGUUGAUAGUGGCCUUACUAGUUUUUUAAGAAAUGAUUAGUUAUUAUGACAAAUAUUUAUGAAUGACACUUUCUUUUAAUAUUAACAAACAUUAAAGACUUCCGUAUCUUCUAAGUCCACCCACAGUCUUGCCGCCAUGAGUCUGAUGAGUCCAUGUAUUCGAAGUCAUGUUGUAUGUUACAUAACGUUAGUUUUUAAUAAUAAUAGAGUAUAUUUGUAA
This is a messenger RNA of Danaus plexippus (monarch butterfly), 4085 nucleotides long. It is a transcript of the gene dachs, whose product is annotated as unconventional myosin-IXb. The coding region runs from base 407 to 3571 and encodes 1054 amino acids. Gene Ontology annotation, cellular component: cytoplasm; actin cytoskeleton; myosin complex. Gene Ontology annotation, molecular function: actin filament binding; ATP binding; cytoskeletal motor activity. The record is from RefSeq and is a predicted model, not a curated record. Gene Ontology annotation, biological process: vesicle transport along actin filament; actin filament organization. NCBI's taxonomy places the organism in Eukaryota, Metazoa, Arthropoda, Insecta, Lepidoptera, Nymphalidae. The transcript is spliced from 15 exons.